Messenger RNA from Cooperia oncophora, 990 nucleotides. NCBI's taxonomy places the organism in Eukaryota, Metazoa, Nematoda, Chromadorea, Rhabditida, Trichostrongylidae. The record is from the annotation of a GenBank genome assembly.
AUGAAUCCCUUAGCUAUACAACUGGUCGGCGAUGCCACGAAGAAUGGAGUUUUGCAAGAAAUACUCACAAAACGACGGAAUACUUCUAUUUCUGAGCCUGGACCGUCAACAGACGCCAAGAUGCCUUCUUCUUUGCAUAUGCUUGAAAACACCAUGGAUCGCCUAAUCGACGAGCUCAUCUAUCUGGAAAUCAAAACAGAAAAGUUCCGGAAAUCGGCGUACAAUCCAGAACCAGAAGCACUUCCCGCAAAACUGGAGCAUGCUUUGUCUUCGAGUUCUUUGAUAAACCUCGCCGACAAAAUUGGGCCGAUGCCAAAUUGGCCACUACCCAGCCUUCCACCUUUUACCCCGGAACAAGUGGAACGUGUGAAGCAGGGUCUUAGCCCGUUAGAACACAAAGAGCCAGAAAGAAAAAACUGGUUUUUCUUCGACAUCCUGAGCUCGAUUGAGUGGGCAAAGACGUUCCCCUUUCUUCAUAAAUUGAAGCGAAGCGAUCAGAUUACUCUUCUGAAAUCAGUGAUACUACAGUGCUUCAACGCUACGCAAGCAUUCUUCUCUUACGAGCAAAAAGCAGACACUGUCGUACACCCAGACGGGACCGUACCGGUGUUCUUCCCCGCGAUUGUUCUUGAUCACUCCAUUGGAAACGAAUUUUUCAAAAUUGCCGUUGAACCGCUUAUCCGUCACGGAAUUGACAAGAAGGAAUACGUCCUAUUGAAAGCUCUUCUUCUGUGCAACGCCACUGUCGACGGUCUUUCUCUGGAUGGGCAACGAAUCCUCGCUGCUGAACGGGAUCGCUUCAAUUCGACGCUGUUGUCUUACUGCAUGGCUACACGUGGAGUAGCAAACGCACCAGCUCAUUACGCAGCCCUUCUGUCCAUAGUCGACAUACUGCAUCGCCAAGCAAAAGUGCAAAAAGACCUUCAUGUCAUCAUUCAAAUGCAACGAUCUCGUUGUGGUAUACCACUGAUCGAAGAGAUUAUGGACUAG